UUAUAUACAAGUCCCACGUUAUAUAAUUAUAUAUUCUCCUAGUAAACAUUUAAACCUUUGUCACCACUCUAGCUAGUUUAACCUAAUGAAGAAUCCACAUCUUGUAUUUGUACCGUCGUGGGGCGCCGGUCAUCUUACAUCAGCGGUAGAGGCAGCAAAGCUUCUCCUCGCCGGAGACGACCGUCUCUCCAUCACUGUCCUCAUAAUGAAACUUACAGACAAGAAUGCCCCCAAGCUCAUUGAUCCUCUCCCAUCAACUCCUCUCCAAUUUAUAAACCUACCCGCUCAAGACUCAGAAUCCAUGGGUAUGAAUUUAAUUGAGAAAUUUAAACCCGAUAUCAAAGAAGCUGUCUCGGAGCUGACCGCUUCUCAAAACGACGGCGCAUCGCUCGCCGGGUUUGUUCUCGAUAUGUUUUGUACGCCUGUAAUGGACGUGGCUAACGAGUUCGGCGUUCCGUCGUACAUGUUCUUCACUUCCGGCGCUUCAUUUCUUGGGUUCAUGUUUCAUCUUCAGCUUCUUCACGAUGAACAUCAACUGAAUCCAACUGAGUUAAAAACCUCCGACGACGCUGAGUUCGAGUUUCCAUGCGUUGUUAACUCGCUUCCGGUUAGGGUUUUUCCUGGCGUGGUGCUUGAGAAAGAAUGGUGCUCGAACUUUCUAAAGAUAUGUAGAGAUUUUAGAGAAGCUAAGGGUAUUAUGGUCAAUACGUUCAUGGAGCUAGAAUCCCAUGCGGUUAAUUAUCUUUCUGAUGCCAAAACUAAAGCUCCUCCUGUGUAUCCUGUGGGACCCAUCUUGAACAAGAGUGGUGAUGCUGACGUGUCAAAAUCAGAUGGAAGGAAAGAGAUUAUGAAAUGGCUUGAUGAUCAACCUGCAAAAUCAGUCGUGUUCCUCUGCUUUGGGAGCAUGGGAAGUCUCGGUGAGGAUCAAGCGAGGGAGAUUGCAUCAGCACUAGAAACGAGUGGACACCGAUUCUUGUGGUCCCUACGGAAAUCUUCAUCAACGGCUAGGAUGUCACCUCCUGUGGAUUAUGAGAAUCUAGACGAAGUUUUACCCGAAGGAUUCUUGGAACGAACGGCUGGGAUUGGAAAGAUAAUUGGAUGGGCUCCACAAGUGGCUGUGUUGGCCCACCCAGCAGUAGGAUGUUUUGUUUCACAUUGUGGGUGGAAUUCUACACUGGAGAGCAUAUGGUACGGUGUACCCAUUGCCACGUGGCCGAUGUACGCAGAGCAACAGUUUAAUGCAUUUCUUCUUGUGAAAGAGCUGGGAUUGGCUGUGGAAAUUACCAUGGAUUAUAGAAAGGAUAAUCCGGUAAUUGUAAGAGCUGAGGAUAUAGAGAGAGGAAUCAGGUGUGCUAUGGAACAUGAUAGUGAAGUGAGAAUGAAGGUCAAAGAAAUGAGUGAACGGAGUAGAAAAGUAUUGAUGGAUGGUGGAUCUUCACUCUCUUCGUUAAACCGUUUGAUUGAAGAUGUCAUACACAAUAUGCCAUGAACAGAAAUUGGCAAAAUACUAAUUUGGAUACAUGUAUUAUCAAACUUUUUAUAAUUGGAUUCCUCCAUUUUUAUUUAUCA
Mercurialis annua (annual mercury) is the source of this 1569-nucleotide messenger RNA. RefSeq names its product anthocyanidin 3-O-glucosyltransferase 6-like. The transcript has a single exon. NCBI's taxonomy places the organism in Eukaryota, Viridiplantae, Streptophyta, Magnoliopsida, Malpighiales, Euphorbiaceae. The record is from RefSeq and is a predicted model, not a curated record. Gene Ontology annotation, molecular function: UDP-glycosyltransferase activity. Bases 86 to 1489 code for a protein of 467 amino acids.